AUGUGCAUCUUCUGCGAAAAGGCCAACAGCGAACUGGACGGAAAUCUAACUGCCGCACAGAAGCGAGAGAUCGAGUCCUGCGUCGACUUGCAGGAACGGCGCAUUCGGGCCACCAUCCUCACUGGCUUCCUCGGAGCAGGGAAGACUACCUUCCUGAAUUUCGUGCUGAAAAGCCUCGGGCAUGGGCGGCGCAUUGCAGUUGUUCAGAACGAGUUCGGCAAGGUCCCAAUCGAUGACCAACUCAUGCUGCUCGAGAAAUCUGCCGCGGAGACCAUCGUGAUGCCCAACGGCUGCCUUUGCUGCCGAGUUCGGGGAGACCUGGUCGAUGCUCUGAGGCGUCGAUGGUGUGUUAAGGGAAACCUUUGUGAUGCGGGUUCUGUUGGCGAUGAAACCCACGACUACUUCCGAAACUAG
Symbiodinium sp. CCMP2456 is the source of this 414-nucleotide messenger RNA. NCBI's taxonomy places the organism in Eukaryota, Dinophyceae, Suessiales, Symbiodiniaceae. The record is from the annotation of a GenBank genome assembly.